AUGAAUUCAAACAGCUAGCAUUCAAUCAAUUAGCAGACUAUCACAAGUUCAAAUCUUUAAGAUUCGCAACAGAAUUACUAAUCAAAGACCUCAUAAAUAUAUAACUACUUGGAUUCUUUGACAUCAGCAGAGAAAGAUGAUUUGAUAUGGAGAUUACAACAUACGUAAAAAGAUGACACUAUGGAUUCACAUGAACUUAGCAUUAGUAGUAGAGAUAUUGUCAAAACUAAACUUUUCUCGCUCUAGCCUGUUCCAAUUACCUAAAAUGUCUCGCAAUAUCAUGCUCAAAAUAGACUCAAUAUGUCUUAGAUGAAUCAAGGUCCUGCUGAUUUUGAUUUUAGAGAUUUAAUGUUCAGAAAUGAUUAAGAAAGAUCUUUUAAUCUAAGAGAUAGUUUGACAAUGCAGCAAAACCCUCAUCGUAAUUCUCCUCCAUAAAUAGUUUAAUCACGACAAAGAAAGAAUAAAAGCGUAUCAUUAGUAGAAGAAAGACAAAUAGGUGCAAAUGCGAAAAUAUAAUAGAUAAUUGAAACAAAGCAGAGACAGAGACAGAAAAGCAAAAAUCACUAAGAUCUCACAGAACUGUUGAGCUUCAACACAACAACAUAUAAUAAUAUUCCUGAACAAUAACAAUUAGAAGAAGUUGCAGAGAGAGUGUUGAGUACUGAUUACAAUGGAGGCACUUUAUAAACUCUAUAAAGCAAUAAUGAAGCGCUCUAAUAGAAUUAACUGCAUAUAUCACACAUAAGGACUUUAGAGAACUCGAAUGAAUCACCUGUUUACAAUGAUAUUGGAUAACUAAGGCAAAUUGAGUAGCAUUACCAGAAUCUUAGCAACUAAGAAUUUAAGAGAAGAUUAAGUGAAAGUAGAAGCAAAAGUAAAGCCAAAAGAUUAUCAGAAAUUAUGAAUCCAAAAUAAAGAGAGAAAUUUGAUGGAGUGAACAGAGAUGGUAGUCAAGCUGCCAUCAGAAGAAAUACCAGCUAACAAAAGAAUUUCUCAUUCUCAGAUAUUAAUGAAAAUACACCAUAAAAAGUUAAGGGAUUAUAAGAGUAAUCUCCAAACGAAGAAGGCAUCACAAUAGAUCAUGUAACACUUUCAGAGAGCAAUGAAGAGGAAUCUAAGCAUCAUGAUUAAAGCCAAAACUUCAAUAAGUAAAAGUUAAAUGAAAGCACUAUCAAUGAUUUUCUUAAGAUAAAUGAGAGUUUUGAUAUCAAUCUAGAAUCACAGGAUCAAAAUAAUUUUCAUAUAAAAAGUUUACAGAGCAAUGGUUUUAAGCUUCACAAGAGAGAUGCUGACUCUUAGUCAUUUCUAAGAAGACUCAAUAACUAAAGCACUUUAAUCGAUCAAUCUUCUCUCCAGACAUCAGGACUGAAAUCGAAUCCUUCAAAUAAUAAAAUUCACACAAGAAUCAGUUAAUUUAAAGAUGAGCUACAGAAGAUUUUCCCGACUAACGGUGAGAGCACAUUUUUGCUCAGUAGAACCUCCUCGUCAAACUUAAGAUCAUCUAAUGCUCACCAAACUAGCCAAAACAGGCCUAAAUCCUCGAAUUCAAGGAUCGGCUCAAUAUAUUCCUUGUCUGGAUUACAACAAUCACAUAUAAAGCCUACUCAAUUUGAAAAUUCUUUUGAAAUCCCAACUAGAUAACCUGAAAUUCUGAAUCAAUCUUAAAUCCUCAAUCCAAGUAUUCAGAGUUACAUAGUUCCAAGUAAUUUAGGUACAAGUAUGCUUCAAUAAUCCAACAUUAAAAGCACUAAUUUCAAUCAUAGUUUGAUGAUUAAUCAAUAACCAGAUGCUUUGUUUGAGUUUGAAAGGAAAAAUAUGAUGAAUCAAUUAAUAGAAUAGGAAAAAGCAAGAUUAAAGCAGGAAAAAGACUUCACUCUUCAUUAGUAGAUACAAGAACUGCAUCAAAAAUACAAAGAAGAGUAUACUAAGAAUCUUGAAUCAAAGUUAAAUGAAAUGAAAUAAAAGUACAAAUCAAAGUUAAAAGAAAAGGUUAAUGAACUCGUUGAAAUUGAAAAACAAAAAUUCAACUCCAUUGUUAAUGCCUAUGAAAAGAAAAUCAAAGAAAAGUGGGAAAUAAAGCAAGAGGAAAUUAGAUUGCAAGAAUAUCAGAAGUAUGAUGAAUAUGUAUAAGCUGAGAGAAAUGAACUUAAAAGAUAAUUAAAGGAAUUAGAGCAGAGAUAUCUAGCAUAGAUUCAAUCAAUGAAUCAUGAACAUUUGAAAAGUUCUAAAGAGAGAGAAGAAACUCUUGUCUAGCAAUAAAAACACUAAAUAAUGAGCCUCAACAAGGAGAUUGAAGAACUUAAAAAGCAGAGAGAUAUCUAGAGCUAAUAGCUAUCAGAAACAGUGCAAAAGAGCUAGCAGCAAGUAUAGGAGAGAGUACAAAGGUUUAUUAAUGAUGAAUAAAUGAGAAUGACAGAUUUGGAGAAGGAAAAGCAAAGAUAUAAAAUAUAGUGCGAAAUUAUGAAAAACUAGACUGAUUCUUUAGCUCGAGACAAUUAGAAUCUUAAGGAACUUAAUUAGAGCUUAAGCAACGCUCAAAGUAGACCUCAGUAAGAUGGGGUUUGCAAUCAAUGUGGUGUUUUGCUACUUGCCAAUGAAAAAUUAAUUGGAAGACUAAAGAAGUAUGAGACUAUGCUUCGAUUUAAACAUAGCAAAGCCAGACAAAGCCUGCUCGAAAGUUAGUAGGCUACAUUGACACCAAACAAAGAGAAUGUAAAUUAUAAGCAGAAAUUCUUGAAUUAAAAAUGA
Molecule: messenger RNA, 2748 nt
Organism: Stylonychia lemnae
Lineage: Eukaryota; Ciliophora; Spirotrichea; Sporadotrichida; Oxytrichidae
Source: the annotation of a GenBank genome assembly